UGCGCGGCUUCAGCCUCUGUUGCCCGGCGAACGCAUUGUCUGUCACUCAACAGGAAUAAUGUUCCUUAUAAGGAAAAUAUGCUCCGAACGGCUUGCCGACAAGACAGGCAAAACAGCUGGACGCGUACCAGGUCGCAAGGUUUUCAGCUGGAUUUCUUCGAAAGAAUAUUUUUUUCCCCGUAGGAUUAGCCUAUUUUAAAGAACAGGCAGAAACUCCAACAUGACGGCGGUUACAGAGAUGGGGACAAUGAAAAUAACUCCAGAAGUCUUGAAACAGCUCCUUCAGCUGUAUAACCUGUCUCGUCAGGAAUUUAUUGAUACUUAUAAAAUACAACCUCUUGUGUACAUACCAGAGUUGCCAACCAGCGCGAAAACAACAUUUGUUAUUAUGUAUGCGGUAAUUUUUAUCCUAGCACUCGUUGGAAACAGUUUGGUGGUUUAUAUUGUCCUGCGAAAACGAGCGAUGCAGACUGCUACCAAUAUCUUCAUAUGCUCCCUAGCAGUGAGCGAUCUCCUUAUUACCUUCUUCUGCAUACCCGUCACAUUGCUGCAGAACAUUUCCUCAGAGUGGCUGGGAGGCGUCCUGGUUUGUAAGACCGUCCCGUUUGUGCAGACGACGGCCAUAGUGACCGGGAUCCUCACUAUGACGUGCAUAGCAGUGGAGAGAUACCAGGGCAUCGUCUAUCCCCUGAGAAUGAAGAGGCAGUACACCCCCCUGAGAGCCUAUAAGAUGCUAGGAGUCGUUUGGAUUGCAGCAGUGAUUGUGGGGUCCCCCAUGUUGUUUGUGCAGCAGCUGGAGGUGAAAUAUGACUUCCUGUAUGAGCACCACCACGUGUGCUGCCAGGAGCGCUGGCAGUCAGUCACCCGCCGCCAGGUCUAUGCCACCUUCAUCCUCGUGGCGCUGUUCCUGCUGCCCCUCACGGCCAUGCUCCUGCUCUACACCAGGAUCGGGGUCGAGCUGUGGAUCCGCAAGCGGGUCGGCGACUGCUCCGUCUUAAACACCAUGAACCACAAUGAAGUCAGCAAGAUGUCCAGGAAGAAGAAGCGUGCUGUGAAAAUGAUGAUCACUAUCGUGCUGCUUUUCACACUCUGCUGGGCUCCUUUCCAUGUCGUCCAAAUGCUGUGUGAGUUCAAUGACCUGGAGAAGAAUUACGACGAGGUCACCGUCAACAUGAUCAUCGCCAUCGUGCAAGCCAUUGGAUUUUUCAACUCCUUCAACAACCCCAUAGUGUACGCCUUCAUGAACGAGAACUUCAAGAAGAACUGCGUGUCGACCCUGUGCGGCUGCCUCCACAAACCAAUCCAGCGCCCCAUUCCGAUGGAGAGGCCCAAACUGACUGUGCACUUCACCAGACCGGUCAAAGAGGACGCCUUCCUCCACAACACACCCCCGGUGCAUGGUUCUGGGACCACCCCAUCUGGAACGUCCCACCGAGAGGCUUUCACUGCGUUUAUCGAGGAGAAAAUAUCUUCUGAUACUUCACAGCUACCAGCUACCAGCUACUCUUGUUCACAGUGAGCAGUAGGACCACAUUCAGAUCAUUUACUCAGUCCAUUUCAAAGGGGACUUCACAUUAAACUUAUUUUUCAGCCUAUUAAUAUGUGAAAUGAGAAAGUUCAGGAAGUGAUAAAAUUAUGUUUAUGUUUUCCCUGGAAGUAAACCAGAAAAAACAUUUCCAGGAGGCAUUUCUCCAAUUAUGGCCACAAGUUCACAGUAACGUUCACAGGAAAUGUCACUGAUUUCCCAGCCCGUGACACAGCACACGCCAUUCCCUGCUCCGCUCUCUCGUUUACGCUACAGGUAACAGGUAACAGGUGACAGGUGAACUGCCUUUCUCAGUCUCCACAAUGGCUACAACAUCCUGGCCUCGCCGUCCCGCCCCACCUCAAUAACUCACACCUGUGACAUCAAAGCCGGGAAUGCUGGCUGACACCCCAAUCAGAGUAAUCAACAAUCGUGAAUUAAUCCAUUUACCAUUUACCAAUCCAGAACUCUGCAGCACAAAUUCGUACCCUCAGAAAAGCCCUUUUGUCACGUCUCAGAUUCUCUCUAGGCUCCAUUGACUGACAGUAAAAUAAAUAUCAUUAAUAAAAGGACUGGAUGCAUCAAGGCCCUGAGAAAUAAAUGCCGUGCUAAAACAUGUGCACUGCAUCUGAAUUCAAAGUAUUGUCAGAGACCAAAAAAAAACAAAACAAAACUGAAUUUUGUGAUUCUUCAGGGAUAAUGCCUUCUGAGGCUAGGUCAUGCAUGAAUGGCCAUCACAGUGAAAUGCCGUCUUUUUAAAUUAUUUUCUAUAAUAGGUUGUGACAUUGUGUAUGCUUUUUUGUUUUUUCUUGCUGAUGUGGCAGUGUAAUGUUUUGUGAAAUCUGUGGCUAGGACUUGUGCCUUGUUAGAGCGAACAAUGAAAUCCUGUCCAUUUCUUUUAUAGUUGAUGAACACCUGACCGUGACCUCGUGUGCUCUAAAAUACUCAUGAACUUUCCAUAACAGUGUCAGUGCAUGCAUUUCUGUGGUGUGGAUUACACUGUAUGAAUCCAUUUAAACUGCGUUUCUGUUCGUCGCACACUCAUUUUGUGUUGUGCUGUACUUAGCUGUAGGUCUGUAGUUCUUACAAACCUGCAUAUUGUCAUGUACUGUAGAUAUUUUAUGCUGCUUUGAGUGGGUGUUUUUGUCAUUUGUCUUUAAUUACUAAUUUGUUAUCACCAAAAUAAAGGCACACGAUCCACAACAGAGAGAAAAGUGGAAAAAUACUCAGAAAAGCCCAUUUGUUUUCCAUGUUUUAUAAUAAAGUUUAAUUGAACAAA
Molecule: messenger RNA, 2804 nt
Organism: Anguilla rostrata (American eel)
Lineage: Eukaryota; Metazoa; Chordata; Actinopteri; Anguilliformes; Anguillidae
Gene: qrfprb
Product: pyroglutamylated RFamide peptide receptor b
Exons: 6
Coding region: 221-1519 (432 amino acids)
Biological process (GO): cellular response to hormone stimulus; G protein-coupled receptor signaling pathway
Cellular component (GO): plasma membrane
Molecular function (GO): neuropeptide Y receptor activity; peptide binding
Source: RefSeq, a predicted model, not a curated record